AUUCUUGAAACUAUGCCUAUGACUGAGAAAGUUGAAGAGUUGUUACAUGUCAUAGGUCCAUUUUAUGAAAUUGUAGAAGACAAAAAGAGUGGCAGAACUUCUGAUUUAACCUCAGAUCUUGGUAAUGUUCUAACUUCUGCUCCAAAUGCCAAAACUGUUAAUGGUAAAGCUGAAAGCAGUGAUAGUGGAGCUGAGUCUGAGGAAGAAGAGGCCCAAGAAGAAGUGAAAGGAGCAGAACAAAGUGAUAAUGACAGCUUUACAUCAAACAACGGACCAUUUCGAUAUUACCUGCAUGGUGAUCCCAAUCAGCCCUUGGAAAAUUCUGCUUUUCCUGAAGAAGGAUCUCCUGGAAAUGGCAACAUUGGGGAACUGCAGGUGGUAGCCAUUGAAGGAAAAGGUGAAGUAAAGCAUGGAGGGGAAGAUGGCCGGAGUAACAGCGGAGCACCACACC
Molecule: messenger RNA, 451 nt
Organism: Odobenus rosmarus divergens (Pacific walrus)
Lineage: Eukaryota; Metazoa; Chordata; Mammalia; Carnivora; Odobenidae
Product: acyl-CoA-binding domain-containing protein 5-like
Exons: 3
Source: RefSeq, a predicted model, not a curated record